AUGAAAAAAAAUAUAAUUAAAAUUUUAUCACCAAUAUUAAAUUUACCUACACCUGCCAGAAUUAGUUUUAUAUGAAAUUUUGGAUCUUUAUUAAUAAUUUGUUUAAUUAAUCAAAUUUUAACAGGAUUAUUUUUAGCAUUUCAUUAUAAAACAGAUAUUAAUUUAGCUUUUCAAAGAAUUAUUAAUAUAAAUCGAAAUAUUAAUUUUGGAUGAUUAAUUCGUUCAUUCCAUGCUAAUGGAGCAUCUAUAUUUUUUAUUAUAAUUUAUAUUCACAUUAGACGAGGAAUUUAUAUAAACUCAUUUAAUUUUAAAAUAACAUGAAUUAUUGGAGUUUUAUUACUUUUAUUAACUAUAAUAACAGCUUUUGUAGGUUAUGUAUUACCAUGAGGACAAAUAUCAUUCUGAGGAGCCACAGUAAUUACAAAUCUUCUUUCAGCAAUUCCUUAUUUAGGAAAUUCAAUUGUAAUUUGAAUUUGAGGAGGGUUCUCAAUUAAUAAUGCAACAUUAACACGCUUUUUUUCAAUUCAUUUUAUUCUUCCAUUUAUUAUUAUUUUAUUUACUUUUAUUCAUUUAUUUUUUUUACAUAUAACAGGAUCAAAUAAUCCAUUAGGAAUUAAUAGAAAUUUUGAUAAAAUUACUUUUUCACCAUACUUUUUAAUUAAAGAUUUAAUUGGAUUAAUUAUAUUCAUAUGAAUAUUUUUUAUUUUAACUUUAAUUUUUCCUUAUUUAUUAAAUGACCAUAAUAAUUUUAUUAUAGCAAAUUCAAUGAUUACUCCAAAUCAUAUUCAACCAGAAUGGUAUUUUUUAUUUUCAUAUUCAAUUUUACGAGCUAUUCCUAAUAAAUUAGGUGGAGUUAUUGCUUUAAUACUAUCAAUUUUAAUUUUAUUAAUUAUACCUAUAUUAAAUAAUAAAAAUUUUUUAAGAAAUAAAUUUUACCCUUUAAAUAAAUUUUUAUUCUGAAUUUUUAUUAUAACAUUUUUUAUAUUAACAUGAAUUGGUAUACAACCAGUAGAAUAUCCUUUUAUUUUAAUAGGUCAAAUUUUUACAAGAAUUUACUUUUUAUAUUUUUUUAUUAAUUUUUAUAUUAUAAAAAUAUGAGAUAAAUUACUAAAUCAAUAA
Molecule: messenger RNA, 1119 nt
Organism: Diuraphis noxia (Russian wheat aphid)
Lineage: Eukaryota; Metazoa; Arthropoda; Insecta; Hemiptera; Aphididae
Source: the annotation of a RefSeq genome assembly